UGCGAACAAUGACUAUUCUCAUUCACGAGAGUGAAUGUACUGUACCGUACACUUGACACUGACGCUACCACCUGUUCCUUAUUGAGGGAUCUCCGCAAGGCAGCAACUCGGAACAGCAAGCAAGAAGCAUUCGGCACAGCCCCACGCUCAUCAUGCAGCAUCGUGUUUCCACGUUUGGCGCAUUAACGCCAGCAGAAUCCUCGUCGUUCAAGCGUGGACACCACCUCGUCGACCAGUACGAGCUGGAGUACCUGACCUCGUUGACUCAUCGGACGUUCCAAGAUUGCGUGCAGACCGCGUUGGCCCUCCUCACGGACGACCCCACCAUCGCCAAACAUAUCACGCGACCGCAUGCCACGUUCCAUCACGAACGGAUUCGCCUGCGAACCACCGUGGACGCGUUCUCGUCGUCGUUUCUACGACGCGUCAACGUAGACGAGUCAUACGCGUCGCAAAUGGGGUUUUCCGGCUCGCAUCUACUGAUCGACCUCACCCAACACGACGCAGCAUUGACGACAACGUCACCAUCUUCUCCAUCAAGACAUCACGCGGGGUUCCGUUGGGCCGGUCUUCCGUCCUCUUUGGCCGUGAUCAGCGACCGCGACUUCUGUGGCCUCGAGCGCGCCGACUCGUUCGUUGAUGCUUCCGGUCGGCUUGGGUGGGCGUAUACACUCGUGUCAAUGGAGCAUGCGUGUUGCCCGUCGCUACCCAAUUACGUUCGCGGGUGGGCUCGGCUCACGCACUUGUGCGUGCCCUCCGUCGCCCAAGGAUGCAUCGACGUCUUGUCGUUCGUCCAUGCCGAUUUCAGAGGUAACACGCCACAGUUCGUGGCGCGGCAAGUUCUCAAGCAACUCGUCAAGGACGCGCAUGGCGCGAUGCAGGUCGUCUUGUCGGCUCUUCCCAGGAGGCGAAAGUCGUCGGCCAGCCAGCGUCAGCCAAGUCCCAUUGAUUUAUCCGAUACUUGUUUGGACACGAGUCGAACGUGGACUCUAGCUGCAAGUCCAUCGUCCAGCGACCACCAAGAUGGUGACGCCGACGGAGCUCCGUCUCCACCACAAAGAAACGACGCUGCGAAACCGUCGUCGCAGCCCACGAGCGUAUUUCGAGCGAUGGCCAACGCCCUGGUGGACCCAGAGUCGCCGUUGAUGGUCCUGCCCCCAUCACCCAAGAUGUUGCUGCCCACGACGUGCUCGACGUGCCGCGUGGCCGCGCCGUUCGCUAAGUGCCAUGUCUGCGACGCCGUGAGCUGCCACAUCUGCAGCGCGGCGUGGUGUGUCGUGCACAAGUACCAGGCCAACGUGAUUUUAUGCGACAGGUGCCACAACGGCCUCAUUCUCCACCAAGGCCAGUCCAGCCUUGGAAACACUAGUAGUAGGAAUCAUAGGCCCAGUGGAACCACACUCGUCGUAUAAUAACCAGGGACAUUUUAUAAUGUGGACAAUUUGGAUGGGUU
Aphanomyces astaci is the source of this 1453-nucleotide messenger RNA. RefSeq lists its product as hypothetical. The transcript has a single exon. Lineage: Eukaryota; Oomycota; Saprolegniomycetes; Saprolegniales; Verrucalvaceae. Bases 153 to 1412 code for a protein of 419 amino acids. The record is from RefSeq and is a predicted model, not a curated record.